Messenger RNA from Vanessa atalanta (red admiral), 8171 nucleotides. RefSeq names its product protein stoned-B-like. Gene Ontology annotation, cellular component: synaptic vesicle; AP-2 adaptor complex. The coding region runs from base 106 to 5913 and encodes 1935 amino acids. The record is from RefSeq and is a predicted model, not a curated record. The transcript has 16 exons. NCBI's taxonomy places the organism in Eukaryota, Metazoa, Arthropoda, Insecta, Lepidoptera, Nymphalidae. Gene Ontology annotation, molecular function: clathrin-cargo adaptor activity. Gene Ontology annotation, biological process: regulation of endocytosis; clathrin-dependent endocytosis; synaptic vesicle endocytosis.
CCAGGCGCCCUCGAGCGCAGCCCGAACGCACCGCGAUUGUGUCGAGUCCUCUGUACCCGUGUGUUGCAAUGAAGCAACAUAAAGAAAAUACUAUAAGAUCGUAUAAUGCUAAAGUUACCCAAAGGCCUUAAAAAGAAGAAAAAGGGCAAAAAAUCUAAACGUAAAGGAGAAGAGGAACUUUUCACAGAGGAAGAGCUAGAGAAGUAUAGAAGAGAACAUCAACAACAAGGCGACAGUGAAGGAUCGGCUAAAGAAAAUGAAGAAUGGUCAAAAUUUAAGGAUUUGACGACUGGUGUUGAUUCAAUACUUAAGAAAACACAAGGUGAUCUUGAUCGAAUAAAAUCUACUUCUUUCUUUCAACGUGUGCCAGCGGGUCCAAAAGAAGUUGUAGCAGUAGAAAAAGAAGAACCACGUAGGCCGGUUGUUGAAGUAACUGAAGCAGAUUUUCCCCACUUAGCAGCAGCUGCUGCGGCUGCUGCUGCAGAGGCCGAAAACGGUGAAAAAAGUGACUACGGUGUCACUGAUGAUGAGUCUGAAGACGAAGAUGAUCAAGACGAUAUAUUUGAUACUUCAUAUGUCGAUGCUGUUGAGCGCGGAGAAGUAAAACUUGCAUAUGUGCCAGAUUCACCUGAAGAGUUUCAAGACGACGAUAUUUUUGAUACGUCCCAUGUGGAUGCACUUAUAAAAGGUCAAGAAGUCAAAACUUCAAAAGGAAAAAAGGGUUUGGAUAUUGGAGUAGCCGUUGAGGUACUAACUGGUCGCAUAGAUAAUGUUACCGUUACCUCUAAAAGACCAAAAAGGAUUAUACCUGGUGAUUUAUUGCUAGACAGUGAAGACAAAGAAACAAUAACAGUAAAAACAACAACAGUAAAUGAGCCUGUUGAGAAGAGUAUAUUAGACAUUGACACAGAUAUACCUAUAAAUACGCCUAUCGAUCUUAGCGUAUCUUUACAUACUGCACUAAUACAACAGAAAAAAGAUAUUAGUGAAGAAGAUUUGCCCGCUGACGUUAGUGAGGAAAAAACAAAAGAAUCUGAAGAAAUAGAAGUCGAUGAGUUUACUUUACUGGCAGCAGAAUCAUUAGAAGUUAAAGCAUCAAUUAAUAAAUUGGAAGAAAAGGAAAUAAAUAUCGAACCAGUUUUACAAGAAUCGUGGUCAGCAUUUGAAGCUGAUAAAAACGAAACUGUUUUUGCAGAAGGAAUAGUUGAAGAUCAACUCGAUGUCCUAGAUCCUUAUAUUGAUCAAGACGAUCCUUUUGAUACUAGUUUUGCGGACGCUGUAAUCCCGACAACUAAUUUUGAGCAAGUAAAACAAGAAGCUGUAAUAUUAGAGGACGACGACGAUUUUGAUCCACGUGCAGAGGAAGUCCAAAUUAAACUUAAUAACAGGCGUAAAUCAUCCGUUCGAAUCCAUUUGAUAAAUCCCUCGGGAAUCAGGGAAUCGAUUACCUCUGAUGAUUUAGUUGAAAAUGAAGAAAAUAAAGGCCAGCGAGAUCUUUUAGGCGGAAGUACAACUGAUUUAACACUACUCGGAGAUUCGCCAUUGGAUCCUGUAAAUAUAGAUAACAUUGAAAUAGAUCCAUUUGAUACAACAAUCGUUGAUAAGAUUGUUGCACCUGGAAAAGUUGAGCUUAAGCUUUUAGAACAAGAGCUCAUUGGAGCUCCUGCCUCUGUGACAAUCUAUCGCGUUCCAAGUGAUCCCGAUUUUGAUCCCAGAGCUGACGAACCUAAAGUAGAAAGAAGAGCUUCGCGGCCUGAAAAUUUAACAGUUAGUAAAAAUGUUGUUUUUGACGUAGAUGGUAAAGAAACUUCCGACUUUGAUAGUAAAUCAAAGCCUACUAAACCAUUAACUCCAUAUUAUACACGUGAAGUAUCCAUAACAGAGGACUUAAACGAAGAAACUGAGACCAACGAUCAAUUUGCCGAUGUUUUAACGCGGACUCGCUCUGAGGAGGAUUUAGCAAAAAAUAUAACUUAUCAAGCUAAAAGAAGACAUUCGGAAUAUCCACAAACAACCCAAAAUAUUAAUAACUUUAAAGCAAAUGACCUUCUUCAUGAUCACAUAAAUGAAUUAGAAGCUAAAGUUUUGACACCACUUGGUCCAAAACCAACGGAAGAACUUUUAACAAACGUAGAGUCUGAUCCUUUCGAUACAUCUUUUGCUACAGAUAUCAAGCCCAGUAAAACAGAGUUAAAACUAUUAGCAAAAGAAUUUUCUUGCGAUAAUACCUCUGAAAUAGAAGGUGAGGCGGAUUUGUUAGAUCCUUCUGAUGACAUUUUUCAAGUGAAAGCAUUAACUCCUGAGCCACCGACAACAACCCGCAUUCCCGAAGAAGAUUUUGACCCUUUCGAUACCUCAUUUGCUAGUGACUUAAACCCUGGAAGGACAGAAAUCAAUAUGAAUGAACCAGUGGCUCCCGUAACUACUGAAGACCUUAAUCCGUUUAUGAUGUCUGAAUCAGAUACUUCUAACUUUACGCCAGGUGAUAACCCAUUUGCCACAAGCAAUCCCUUUUCUGAUUUUGAAAAUAGCUAUGAGCCACCUGCUGGAGAUACAGUACCUGUUGAUAUUUUUGGAAAUGCUGAACCAACAGGUAUUGGAGCGAAGCAGUUCGAUGAAACUAAUUCAAUGGACGUAUUUGGAAAUUUAUCAAUGGAUAAUGAACGUCUUGUAAAACCAACUGAACUCGAGUUGGUUUCUACAAUGGUAGAUUGCAGUUACCCUGAGGAAGAGGAAAUUAAAGAUUCUCAAUUAUCAACAAGGCCAUUACCUGCUGAAACUCAAAAUUUAAUCUUGACUGUCACGGGACAAAUGGAAUUUACAAGUUCUCAUUUGCUUGAUCGUAUUCCACCAACGCGAACACCAAGUCCAGUAUCAGUACGUGAUAUUCAUUCACCAAGUCCUACGCCCGAACCUGAUUUGCUUGAAGAAAAUACAUCAACAGUAGAUAAUAAUCGUAAUAAGCCUGCUAGACCACCCCCUGCACGUCCACCACGUCCUGCCCCACCACCGAGACCACAACAGCCUCCUGUAACAAUUCAAUCGGCCGGUGAUGAUAUCAACUUAUUUGAUGCACCUGCUCCAACAGUUGUUAAACCCACAAAAGAAGCAAUUCUUAGUUUAUAUUCAGCACCAAAGAAAGAAGAAAAACAAAUAGAUUUUCUAAGUGAUGAUCUACCAGAAUUAUCUACUGAUAUUGAAACAAAAACUAUGGAUACCACAUUCCCGGUUGUUACAUCGUCUUCAGCAAAUGAAUCCUCCAACCUAAUAUUUAACGAACCGGACUCAUCGAUGAUUGUUAGUACUACAGAGUCCGAGGAGCAAAGUACUAUAUUUGAGGUGCAAAAAUCAAAUGCAGUUGAUGAUGUUACUGUUCAGAUGGAUUGUUCUGAACCAUCGGUUGAAGUAAAUACGACUUCCCCAAAUGCUUCGCCUUUUGCUGAUAUCACAGAUAAUAGUUACCAAGUACACGGUAACGAAAGUGAGAAAAAUCCAUUUGAAUUUAGUAAUCCCGCUGACAUUGCUUUAUUUAAUCAGGCUGAGUCUGACAUAACUGGUUUUAAAUCUGAGGACACAGUUAUGACAUCCACUACUAAUACCCCAUUUACAACAGAGGAAAAGUUUAUAACUACUCCACAGUCAAAUAUUUAUAACCCUCCGAUGGAUAUUUUUGGUACAGUGGCGAAAGAAGCAUACGAAGACACUCAAAAAAAUAUUUUUAAUAUUGAACAGGAAAAUAUUCCGACAAAUCAAUCUGCAACUAACUCAGACAUGGGUUGGAAUACUACAGAGAAUAUGGUGCAAGAUGCUUUUCCUGAAUCUCAAGAUGCUUUUGAUGCGUUUUCCGCGAAAUUUGAUUCAACAGGUGGAAAUCAUAUGAAUACAGAUGCUUGGGGCGAUGAUAGCAAUGCGGAUUCAGAACCUGGAGGAUUCGAAGCAGAAGCUUUUGAUCCAUUUUUAAGUAUGGGCGCACCACCUCCCCCUGCUGCAACUCCUCGACUCGAUCAUCAGGGCUCGCGAGAUUCCACGGAUGACACGUUUUCGGUAUUCAUUCGACCAAAGGAUAGUGAGGCUGGUGCAGUAGAAUCCACGGUGCCGGUACUGGCACCACCACCGCGGCCACAAGCUCUGCCAGAAUCACCACGUGUUAAUCCUUUCGAUAAAAAUGGAACCGAACCAAUGCAACAGCAAGUUACUUUUGACCAAGAGGAGUCAAGGCGCAGAUCCGGUAGCGGGGGAGAAACACCACCGACGCCGUUGUUCGAUGACGAUGUGUCGAUGCCACUCGAGGACUUCCCCCGCACCAAAUACACUGGCCCCGGCUGGGAGAUGCACCUCCGGCAACCAAAUAAGAAGAAAAUAACGGGACAAAGGUUUUGGAAAAAGAUCUUCGUGCGUCUAGCCUGCCAGGGCGAUAAUCCAGUGGUGCAGUUGCUAAACACCGCGACCGACAAGGAGCCAUUGCAGGAGUUGCCGCUACAGGCGUGCUACUCCGUGUCCGAAGUAGGAGCACAGCAGUUUGACCAGUUCGGCAAGAUCUUCACGGUCAAACUCCAGUUAAUCUUCUAUAAGGAGCGACCUGGUGUACGGCCAGGGCAGGUGACGAAAGCAGAGCGUAUUACGAACAAAUUGUCACAAUUCGCGGCGUACGCGAUCCAGGGUGAUUACCAGGGAGUCAAGGAGUUCGGCAGCGACCUACGCAAGCUGGGUCUACCCGUGGAGCACGCGCCGCAGGUGUCACAACUAUUCAAGUUGGGGUCGCUGAGCUACGAGGACGUGAAACAGUUCUCGUGCUGCGUGGAGGAGGCGCUGUUCCGUCUCUCCGCGCACCGUGACCGCGCGCUCACCUACAAGAUGGAAGAGGUGCAAAUAACUGCAGUGGAUGAGCUGUAUGUAGAACAGGACGCUGAAGGGUCAGUCCUAAAGCAAAUAGCACGCGUGCGACUUUUCUUUCUCGGUUUUCUCAGUGGGAUGCCGGAUGUGGAGCUCGGUGUGAACGACCUGCGGCGUCAGGGCAAGGAAGUCGUCGGCAGACACGACAUCAUCCCCGUCGUCACCGAGGAGUGGAUUCGCGUCGAGGAUGUCGAGUUCCACGCCUGCGUGCAGCCCCAGGCGUUCGCUGAGUCGCAGAUUAUCAAGUUCAAGCCGCCCGAUGCCUGUUACAUCGAGCUGAUGCGCUUCCGAGUGCGGCCGCCCAAGAACCGCGAGCUGCCGUUGCAGCUGAAGGCCGUGUGGUGCGUCACCGGCAACAAGGUGGAGCUGCGGGCCGACGCGCUGGUGCCGGGCUUCGCGUCGCGCAAGCUGGGUCAGGUGCCGUGCGAAGACGUCGCCGUGCGCUUCCCCAUCCCCGAGUGUUGGAUCUACCUCUUCCGCGUCGAGAAGCACUUCCGAUACGGAUCCGUCAAGUCCGCGCACAGACGCACCGGCAAGAUCAAGGGCAUCGAGCGUUUCCUGGGCGCCGUGGACACGCUGCAGGAGUCGCUCAUUGAGGUGACCUCGGGACAGGCCAAGUACGAGCACCAACACCGCGCCAUCGUGUGGCGCAUGCCGCGACUGCCCAAGGAGGGGCAAGGCGCAUACACGACUCACAACCUGGUGUGCCGCAUGGCGCUGACGUCGUACGACCAGGUGCCGGAGGAGCUGGCGCGGUGGGCGCACGUGGAGUUCACGAUGCCCGCCACGCAGGUGUCGCACACCACCGUGCGCUCCGUGUCGCUACAGGAGCACGACGGCGACCCGCCCGAGAAGUACGUGCGCUACCUCGCACGCCACGAGUACAUGGUGGGCAUCGAGCGCACUUCGGGGCAGGCCGUGGCGGCCUACUCGCUGGCCGCUACCAAGGAGCCCGAGCCACCGCGCGAGACCAUCAAAGAAGCUCCGCGCGAACCCUCCUCGGACUCCGACUCGGACUAGGCGUUUGCUCUCCGAUGCGGCCUCGGCUCUCCUUAACAUUCUAAUGCCCGACCAUGAACGACUCGGUCCUCCGUCAUCUGUUUCGGUCUAGCCGAUCCUGACGGAACAUUCUAUGUCAUUGUCUUAGAUCUUACUAACGAAUUACAAAUCCCACUAUAAGCAGAAAGACAGCCGAAUAAGUGUCCCCUUGUGGAUAUCACGUUCGCCAAAUUUAGUAUAGAGUUGAUGCAAUUUAUGAAUACUGUUAUUUGUAGUGGCGUUACAUAUGCGGUUGAAUUCUGCAAAUGAUAACCUUAUAAUAGGGCUAACUAUGGCUUACUCUAAUUGAUUGGUACUUGUAUAUGUAUAAGUUAAAAAAAAAUUGCUUCAAUAAAUAAAAUACAAAAACAAUACGAGGGGGAACACCCGCGGUAUGAACUCGGGACAGACAUUAUUCGAGUAAAUGACUAUAUUGAGAUAGUAUAUAUACGGCUUUUGUAAAUAUAUAAAGUGCUAAAGUCGCACGAAUUUAUUAUCUUCAAAAUAGUGUACGUGUGUGUUACAAAUUAGAAAAAGAAGUAGCCAACAUUAUUAAUGAAAUUAUUAUUCACAUAAUAAACUAUUGUAUUGGUAUAUUAGAAAACAAAAGAAGUGAUCUCGAAGCUGGUAGGGGAUAAGUUAGGCUAGGGACAGACGGUCAGUAGAGUCGCUCGCAAGUUACCUGUUUAAAGGAUUACGUGUAUAUUUUUUGUACAAUUUACCUUAAGCGUAUGUUAGUAGUUCAAUGCAAUAUCAUGUAGUUAAUUAAUGUUUACGGCAAUAUGAUCGCUGGGAGUCUGUGGAAUACGAGGGUGAAAUGGGAAACAUUUCGGACGAGUUUAGACCAAAGAGAUUUGUAUAUAAAAAUAAAUUUAAUAUAUUGUAAUAUUCUUGAAAGUCAUAUUUUGGACAAUCCCACCGCUACGGGUAGAAGUGUGCUUAUCUCAGUGGACACUGACACGACACUAUUGGUGCUGGUUCGCACAGAACCUGUACGUUGUGAGAUACCGCACAUUAAGUACGUUACUUAGCAUGUAUCACAAUGUAAUCUAUACAAAUAUUUAUGUAAGAGUAUAAUAUCUUUAUGAAAUCUAUCUAUGUGUAGUUUUAUCUAAAUGGGAAAUAGAACCAAAUGGCAUGUGACUGUUCUCUUAUUAUAUUUUAUUUGCUGUUUAUGAAAAGCUUUUAUAUAUCGAAGAGAAAGUUAAGCAAAUGAAAGGUCCAAGUACAUAUUAUUACUUAUUUUACGUGGCUAUGACAUAACACUCGGCAAAGGAAACCUUAUAUAAGAGAUUAAACAGCAUGUAACGUGGAACGGUAUUGAAUAAAAUGUGUAUACCUAAAGCGACCGGCUCGACUCGAGCUAUCUAGCGACGAGCGACGAGUACACAUUGGUAAUGCUUAGCUUGAGGCGAUACUAUUUACAAUAGCUUUCGUACACUACACCUAAGUGAUUAUUCUUACUACUCCUACAUCAGUCUGUUGAGCACGAGUACCUAGCCCUGUAUACUGUAAAACUUGUGUACUCGGACUGACUAGUUUUGAACUUUUCUACUUUAACGUUGAGACGACAUUUACACUUGCUACGACUUAUUGAUAUUAUAUUAUUAGAUAUUAUGUGAAACUAAUACGUAUGGUUCUAGCAAUUGUAACGAUUAUUUAAUAACUAAUUAUUUAUUUGGUGGAGCACAAAUGUAAUAUUCAAAAUAUUGAAAUAAAAAUAAAACCUAUAUGUAAUUUAUUGAAUGAACACUUUAGUACGCUACACAUUCGAAAUGUCGGUAGUGUUCGAUGUUACCUGAAUCUGGUACGAUGUAUUUCCUCAUAAGCUUAAUAAAAAUAUAUCUGUUUCUGUGCUAGUAAUUGUAUAGAUAUUGCCGAUGUAUUUAUAUUGUAAAACAAUUUAUUGUUUGUUGUUGACGUCAUAAUCUCUUAACCAUUCAUUGAUUAUAAAUAAGAGCAAUGACAUAAAUAUAUCGUUAUCUCUAGCGUUAACAAAUAUAAUAUAGUUUGGAGAAGCUAAUACAUAUGAUAUAUUGAUUGUUGUAUCCAUAAACUAGACGACCCCCUCGCCCGCACGGAGCGAGUCACGCGAGUCGCGACGUACGCGUUACGGGUAGAUGGAUCUACGCGACGCGGCGCGACCUGGGCCAGGGCCUCUCGCGCGUCGAGUUCCGCGACAGUCGCUCCGUCCACCGCGUGUGGACUAUAAUGUUGUGUUGUCAAUAAAAUAAAUACGA